UUCUGUGCACAGCGUAACUAUUAUGUCUUUGCAAACACAUGAAUUGAAGACCUCCUUUUUCUCCCAAAUCCUCUGCUUUUUCUGGGAAUGGCAGUGCUCAGUUCCUUCUCGAAGCGCUUGAGCUCCGUUGUGAAGGAGAUUGGGCGGAAGAAAGGAGACGGGGGCUGGUACGGGCCGCACAUGGCUGCUUCUGAGCGUGCGAUCCGAGAGAGAAUCCCUAUGGUUGAUCUCGUUUUAGAGGUGCGAGAUGCGAGGAUCCCCAUGGCUUCUGCUUUUAAAUCAGCUUGGCAUGAUAUGGAUUCUAGUAGGCAUAUGAUAAUUCUAAACAAGAUGGAUCUAGCAGAUUGCUCUCUGACAGAGGACCAAAAGUCGGGGAUGAUGAUUGGAAGAGCUAAAAAGAUAGGAGGACUUUACUACUUUGAGGAGACUGUUCUUAGUAAAAAAAAGGAGUGGACCGUGCAUUUUCAGAAGCAGAAUCAUAUUUGUCUUGGUGUGAACUCCCACAACAAUGAAAGUAUCAAUCAGCUGUUAAAUGCUGUAAAGAAACGAACUAGGGACUUGAAAGUUGGCGAGAUACAGAAUACAUCAACUGCUACAGUAUUAUUGGUGGGGAUUCCAAAUGUUGGAAAAUCAGCCAUUGCCAAUUCUAUGCAUCUCAUUGGCAGGAUAGAUGCUGCAGAGAAAGGAAAACUGAAGCAUGCAGUUGUGAGUCCACAGCCUGGAGAGACUAGAGAUAUCCGCAGUUAUAAGAUUGCUAGCCAUCCCAACAUAUAUGUAUUUGACACGCCAGGUGUUCUGUCUGCUGAAAUUGCUGAUGACGACUCUGGUUCCAAGCUCGCGUUAGCUGGUGCCAUCAAGGAUUCACUGAUAGGUGAGUAUAAUCUAGCUCGGUUUUUACUAGCUGUCCUCAGUUCUUCAGAUGUAUAUAAAAGUUGGGAGGGCCUGAAACGUGCAUGGGAUCAGGUGUUGUUAUCCAACACCCAAACAGGAAAGUUUGUUGAUUCUGACCAAAAGAGAAGAAGGCAGUAUGAAUCAGAUCAUACACAGGAUAGCAUUGUCAGUGAUGUACGCCAAACACUUUUUGAAUCUAUAUCAUCAUUGAAGCUGCAUCAAGAAAAAGAAGAAGAAAUGGAACGAUUCAUGGAUGUUGCUUUUACUGUAUUAUGUGAACCUUUAAGAAUCUUAAAUAAAUCAGAAGAAGACAGAUGUAAAGUUGUUGCUUCCAAGUUACUUAAUCUUUACCGAACUGGAAGGCUCGGCCGUUAUACUUUGGAUAUUGCUCCAAGAAAUGCUUAGGUUUUCGUGACUAACAUGAAGGCUUAUACUAAAGAUUUCCUUUCAAGCGCUUCAAAUCUAUAACUCAGUUUCUAGAACCAUUCUUCUCCUUCUUCCAUAUGAUUCUUUCGAGUUUGGCAUUGUACUCUGGACCAGGCCGUGAUCAAAUAAUUGAGUGGCGGCUGAUGGCUGACGGCGGUUGGCAGCAAAUGGUGGAGGAGAUGAACAAACGACUGCGGCAGCCAGCAGGAGAGUCGUAGCCAACUGGCAACGGCUACGGGUGGCAGGUGGCAUUGUGCAACACUUUUCACAAAAAAGGUGUAUUUGAAAUUUGCCUCAAUCCAUUGAAUUCCAAAUACAUUUAAAAAUGAAUUAGAUAAUGAAUUUCAAAUACAUUAUAAUUUUACAAUAUCAAACACUCAAAUUUUGUGAACUUGUAAAAAAGAUGUGCAGUGCACUCAUUUUUGCAGCAAACUAAACAGCUCUUAAGUCUAGUUGUUUUGUUAUGCUGAAACAUAAGAAUACUACAUGUUCUUCUAUAGAAGUUUAGAAUGUUCAAGGAAAAUAAUCAAGGAAUCGUGAAGCUGUUUCAAAUAAUAUUACAGAAACAGUAGUUUUUAAAAUUACAGAAAAAUUGUGAACACAUAAAUA
Phalaenopsis equestris is the source of this 1926-nucleotide messenger RNA. Its product is annotated as DAR GTPase 2, mitochondrial. Lineage: Eukaryota; Viridiplantae; Streptophyta; Magnoliopsida; Asparagales; Orchidaceae. Bases 88 to 1296 code for a protein of 402 amino acids. Gene Ontology annotation, molecular function: GTPase activity; GTP binding. The record is from RefSeq and is a predicted model, not a curated record. The transcript is spliced from 10 exons. Gene Ontology annotation, cellular component: mitochondrion.